UCGUUUUCCACUGAAAUCUGUUGCUAAGGCAACGGUGUAGCUUUCCAGUCGCAGCUCGUUUUCCCAGCGCACGAGACCUGUUGUUUUCUCCGGAAGUUUGGUUCUUCCUUCUCUGCGGUAUUCUUGCGGGGAUUUUUCUGAGAAACCGCUCGUGGGACUGAGUGACGACAUGCCUGUUCCUCCGCCCCCACCACCUCCCCCGCCCCCACCCUUCUCUGCAGGAGCUCCGCCGGCCCGCGCAGACCCCCCUAAACCUCCUCCCUCGGACGGGGGGGGCAGGGGUGCUCUCCUGGCUGACAUCCAGAAAGGAGCCCGGCUCAAGAAAGUCGCGCAGGUCAACGACCGCAGCGCGCCCGUCAUCGACAUAUUUGUCAGUACUGUGGUGAGUUUAGUGGUCAGUAUUUGUCAGUACUGUGGUGAUUUUAGUGGUCAGUGCUGUCUGUGUGUUUCAGCUGCGCGCUCAGGCUCAUCUCCAGUCCCCAGGCAGCCACGGUGGAGCCCCCCAGUGGCUGAGAGUGGACAUGGCGCUGAGAGAGCAAGUCCAGUGCGCACACCCCCAGCGACAUCCCCACCCGUCUUAAACAAGGCCACGCUGCCAGCUCCAUUCACACCAGCUCCGCCCCCUCCUCCUCCACCCCUCCAGGACCGACCAGCCAAACCUCCACCUGCACCCUCCGGCCCGCCCCCUCCCCCACCCCCACAGACCACCAAGCCCACCUGGCUCCCUGUGCCAGUUCAUGCCCUUCCCCAGCCCAGUACCCCACCCCCCCAAGCCCCGCCCCCACCCCCACCCUCUGACCUACCCCCUCCACCGCCCCCCCUCCUGUCUGACUCCAGGGAACGGUCACGGGACGUUCAGCUGGGACCGCCUCCACCUCCCCCACCCCCACCUCAUCCGCCCCUGCCCAAAGUGCCCCCUGUCCCCUCACCUUCCCACAGGUCGGGGGGUUUCCCCCUGCCCCCGUCUUACCCCUGCUCCGUCCCCGCACCGAGCCGACGCCCACCCGCCGUGCCCAGGUCAGCAGGGAGACUGGCUCCGCCCCCUGCCCCACCCGCGAGGUCCCCCAGCACGGAGCUGUCCAGCCGGACUCCGCCCCCACCUCCUCCUCCUCCCCCUCCUCCAUCUUCAGCCCUGAGAAAUGGCCACCUGCACAGCCUGGAUGACUUUGAGUCCAAGUUUCAGUUCCACCCAGUCGAUGACUUCCCCCCACCAGAAGAUUUCAAACCUUUUCCCAGAAUUUACCCCAGCAAAGCAGGCAGAGAGAACCCCAAACCCCCUGGUGUCAGGACGCACAUGCGAUGAGACGUGACAGGAAGUGUCGGAGUCUGCCCCUUGGCCCCGCCCCCUGACCCCACCCUGUGACCCCGCCCCCUGACCCCACCCUGUGACCGCACCCCGUGACCCCCACCGCAGCGGGCGGGACAGAAGAUCACGUGACACCUGCGCAUCAAAGACUCCACAGUGGGGGGGGGAGGUUCUGCUCACGGAUGCCCUGCUCUGAUUGGCCGAUUUGAUCCGACUGCUGCAACGUUAGCCCUCGCUUGUCAGUCUCAUAACCGCACAGUGCUCGGCCCCUGUCCCAGGUGAGAUAAGCUUUGCAAAUAAACCCACGUUCGGAGCUCAACGCCCCAUUCUGCUCAGUGUGGAGAUAUUCCACUGACGGCCACGCCCGGCUGGCUCUCGGCCGUGGGCGAAGAGUCGUUUCACUGAGGUGACCUUUGACCUUGGGACUUGUGAGCAGCCACGGCUGGGCGGGGUGCAGUCCCACAGCAGAGAGAGAAAUCACGGCCACACAGCCGCACAGCAACAAAAUGACCUCCUGCACGUCUGUAACAAUCAGCUCUGUGAUUGGUCAGGAGAUUUACAGGAGCAUGGUGCUGAUUGGCUGCGCCUCCUCAUACUGCACUAGGAUUGGCCGGGCGUAAAAACAGAUCCCCCGAAUUGGCCCGCAGGGUUCCACUGCUUGCGUUCUUACAGUAGCUCUGUGGAGAAAGGCCUGCCUUCUCUGGGACAGGACGAUACGAGAAAGGCCGAGAGUUUCUCUCCUGUUCUCUCUCCUCCCCCCCCACUUCUUCCGGAACAUUCCAAAUGCGACAGACCCUUUCAUUAAAGUGAGAAAGAGUGCUGGGAACCUCCCCCUGCACCUCCACCUGCCCUGCGGAACCUGCUUUUAAAACAGCCCUCUUCUUUCGGUUUCACAGGUGAAGAAAGUCGGACGCGUUGCAUUUUGCUUCCUCGUUUUCUUUUUCUUGGAAAAUAUAUAUUUUUUCAAAAACAGACCUCAACACUGCCACCUCCUGGACGCAGUUCACCAUCGCAACAAAACGCACUGCCCGAGACACAGAGUAAUGGUUGUGACAUGACUAAAAUGUUAAACGCUCAACUGGAAAAACCGGAAAGCAUACCACAUGUGUAUCGAAGUAAAAACAUUAAACUGCUCUGAAGAAUGA
Messenger RNA from Anguilla rostrata (American eel), 2451 nucleotides. RefSeq names its product WAS/WASL interacting protein family member 3 (gene wipf3). The record is from RefSeq and is a predicted model, not a curated record. Lineage: Eukaryota; Metazoa; Chordata; Actinopteri; Anguilliformes; Anguillidae. Gene Ontology annotation, molecular function: actin binding.